AUGGGAAGCGGUCUACCCACACCCCCCUUGGAGGAUCAGAAAUCCAGGAAGAGCUCCUCCAGCUCAAAGUCCAUUAAGCCCAACCGCCACACUGCCAAGCGCGCCAGCCCUCACAACGCGACACAACAUCACGAUCAUAGCUCUCAAGCCAUGUCUGCAGAUGGACGUCACAAGAGAGUAUGGAAGGCUUGCGAAAGGUGUCGUAUGAAGAAGACCAAGGACGAUGGUCUCGUCUGCACCGCCGGCGUUCGCAAGAAGACGGAAUACAAGCAGCUGCCUAGAGGCUACGCCGAGGUUCUCGAGCACACACAAUUCGCCCUCAUCGCCACCGUCCACAAGCUGUACUCCAUGGUUAGGAACCAACAACAAUGGGACCUUGGUGAGCCCGAGCUCAACGACAGAGGACAACCCGUCAUCCACAACAUUGCCCAGAAGCUUGGAUGUAUCCGCCCCAACAGCGAUAUCGACUUGCCAGUUCACUCGGUGUUUCCCGAGGACGAGGCGGGUUUGGCCGAGUUGGCGCGUCAACUGGAGGAACAGCAAAAGGAACGCGACGUUGAGAAGGCCAUGAAGGUCGAGAUCGAUUCUAACUCAAGUUGCGAGCGUUCAGACCGCGCAAGCUCUUCUGACAUCGAUCACUCCGAAUUCGAAACCGAUUACCGCAAAGCUGUCUUUGGCGGCCACAACAACCCCAUGACCAUGUCUCCGCAAAGCUUCUCUACCGGAUAUACUGAGUUCGACGUAGACUCAGUUGCCUCGCCCAUCGAUCCCACCGCCGCCAUGUUCCAACAAAACCAGUCUCCGCCCAUGAACGCUUACCAACAAUGGAAUAUGCCCAGGCAAUCAGCACCCUCUUCAAUGGAUCUCGCUCAGCAAUUCUUCCAACAUCCCGGCGCUCUCACCAACAUGGACAUGCUUAACCAAGGCCUGAUCGAGUCAGAAUUCGGCACUAUUAAGCCCCACGUUCUCAAUUGUCCGAAUCCGGAAGUCAUGAUGGGAAUGGGCGACCCGAUGAUCUACGGAGGCUAUGACGGCGAGCCAAUGCGACUGUAA
Molecule: messenger RNA, 1053 nt
Organism: Colletotrichum fioriniae
Lineage: Eukaryota; Fungi; Ascomycota; Sordariomycetes; Glomerellales; Glomerellaceae
Source: RefSeq, a predicted model, not a curated record